This is a messenger RNA of Humulus lupulus (European hop), 1671 nucleotides long. Its product is annotated as serine/threonine-protein kinase STY13. Bases 379 to 1488 code for a protein of 369 amino acids. NCBI's taxonomy places the organism in Eukaryota, Viridiplantae, Streptophyta, Magnoliopsida, Rosales, Cannabaceae. The record is from RefSeq and is a predicted model, not a curated record. Gene Ontology annotation, biological process: protein phosphorylation. The transcript has 6 exons. Gene Ontology annotation, cellular component: plasma membrane. Gene Ontology annotation, molecular function: protein kinase activity; ATP binding.
GAGAGUAGAGAGAGAGACCAAGGUGGGUCAGAAACACACGUCGUGUUCAGGCAAAAUCCAUGUGCCCACAUGGAUGAUUGUGAAGGGGAAACGCAGUAGUAAUGCGUUGGGGACACCAUUAUAACAAUAGUCAUCGUCUUCGUUUUGAGCCACUACCAAGGGAAGGAGAAGAAGACGAAGAGUGAGCGUGUGUGUGUGAGAGAGAGAGGGAGGGAGGGAGGAGAGAGGGAGAAGUACAACACAAGUGUUUUCAGAGCUUUGUAUUGUAAAACCCAGAACCCAAAACUCAAGCUGGAGGCUUUUUCACUGUGACUUAGUAGUUUUUCUCACUUGGGUGCUAACUGGGGUUUACUUGUUUUCUGAAAAAGUAAUCGGAAAAUGAAGGAGAAAAGCGAAAGUGGAGGUGGGUAUGUGAGAGCGGAUCAGAUAGAUCUGAAAAGCUUGGAUGAACAACUUCAGAGGCAUCUGAGCAGAGCAUGGACUAUGGAAAAGAACAAGAAGAAAGAAGAGGAAGAAGAGCUAGCGAGGACUACUGCCACCUCCAGGCAAGAAUGGGAGAUUGACCCUGCGAAACUCAUCAUCAAGAGCAUACUCGCUCGUGGAACUUUCGGAACUGUUCACCGGGGACUUUAUGACGGCCAAGACGUUGCCGUUAAACUUCUUGAUUGGGGGGAAGAGGGCCAUAGAUCAGAGGCUGAAAUAGCUUCUCUAAGAGCUGCUUUCACUCAGGAAGUUGCCGUAUGGCAUAAACUUGACCACCCUAAUGUUACCAAGUUCAUAGGGGCGACAAUUGGCUCGUCAGACUUACAAAUACAAACUGAUAAUGGUCAAAUUGGUAUGCCUAGUAACAUUGGUUGUGUGGUUGUCGAAUACUGUCCGGGAGGGGCUCUGAAAUCUUACCUCAUAAAGAACCGGAGAAAGAAGCUGGCUUUCAAAGUAGUUGUGCAGCUUGCACUAGAUCUUGCAAGAGGGCUGAGCUAUCUUCAUUCGAAGAAGAUUGUACAUAGAGAUGUUAAAACGGAAAAUAUGCUUCUGGACAAGACCCGUACGCUUAAAAUAGCUGAUUUUGGUGUUGCUCGUAUCGAGGCUUCUAAUCCCAACGACAUGACUGGCGAGACUGGAACUCUUGGUUAUAUGGCCCCUGAGGUUCUUAAUGGUAACCCAUACAACAGAAAAUGUGAUGUGUACAGUUUUGGAAUCUGCUUGUGGGAGAUAUACUGCUGUGACAUGCCGUAUCCCGACCUUAGUUUCUCGGAAGUGACUUCCGCCGUUGUCCGCCAGAAUCUAAGGCCUGAAAUACCAAGAUGUUGCCCGAGCUCCCUUGCGAACGUGAUGAAGCGGUGCUGGGAUGCAAAUCCUGACAAGCGGCCGGAGAUGGAUGAAGUGGUGUCGCUGAUGGAGGCGAUCGACACAACAAAGGGAGGAGGAAUGAUUCCUCAUGAUCAGCCUCAGGGUUGUCUGUGUUUCCGCAGGUACAGAGGGCCUUAAUGAAAGUAGUGUUUGAUGAAAAUGUGAGAGAGAAAGAGAGAGAGUGAGGACAAUAGGUGACAACACAGUGAACCAAGAAAUGAAAUUCAAUUUGUACUUUAUUCAAUUCAAACAGAUUGGUAAUUGUUAUAAUUAUCAAGUCAAGGAAAUACAAAAAAAUCUAUGGAGGCCAUAAUUGUCUUA